Messenger RNA from Cordyceps militaris CM01, 3582 nucleotides. RefSeq names its product wd-repeat protein. Lineage: Eukaryota; Fungi; Ascomycota; Sordariomycetes; Hypocreales; Cordycipitaceae. The coding region runs from base 1 to 3582 and encodes 1193 amino acids. Gene Ontology annotation, molecular function: protein binding. The record is from RefSeq and is a predicted model, not a curated record. The transcript has 7 exons.
AUGAGUCAUUCACAAGCGCAACCCGGCACGUUCAUCGCCCAUUCUCUCCCCUCAGCCACCGGCAAGGCUCUUCAAUUCAUUCUUACCGUGGUUGACUGCAUACUCAUGCUUGGCUGGGCUGUCAUCAUACAUCAGAGACCCGCAGCAGCUGAAAUUACGGACUCCGUACACCUUUGGAUGCUAGGGGUUGACGAGGCAUGGGCGGCAUUCCACCCUAGCACGCCUAAAUCCUGCAUCACUGUAGCACAGCCGGAGACUGUUCGGCCCACUGCAUACGACGAAGCCCUGUCGCAGGUCGACGAAAAGAUACGUCGUGUUGUGAGCCAAGACCGAGACCUGGAAGAGCUGUUUGACAGCUUGAGCGCGGCGAACAACAAACAGAAAGAAGAGUCAAUGAUUAGACGAGGUCUCGAAAAACUCGAAGGCCCCAUCAAAGGUGUCAAUACGGCAAUAAAGAUAUCGUCGCCUUUCGCUGGCUUCAACCCGGCGGCCUCAGCCGGGCUCAACAUGUUGCAGGGUGUCACUACUCUGGCCGUUGGGGUCCUUGGUAUGGGAAGUCGGCUGGACAAUUACAUCAAAGACAUGUUGAGCCAAAUCAAAGUCGUCGAUGAAUGCGACGAAAUGUUCCAACAAUUUGACGACAACGAGCUCAUAUACAAGGCACUGGUGGAAGUUUACAAGGACUUGUUGUUGUUUUACUACAACGGUGUUCAAGUGCUCACCGGAAAGGCGGUUGCGUGGUCUUGGAUAUCAGAAAACAUCAACGAACGAAUUACUCCCGUGGUACACAGCUUUCUUAAAAACGCCAAACUACUUCGUCAACACAUCAAUAACGCCAACACCAAGUCUAUUCAGUCUCAACACAUGGACAAAAAGAUUGAGCAGACUCUUGGAAGCAACUAUCUUGAUGAGAAAUUCUACUUUGAGUGCACAAAAAAGACAGCCAUUGAUGCCUGUAAAUGGGCAAUCGCUGAUCCAGUCUUUUGUGCAUGGUAUAAAGCUACUGCAACCCAUCCCCUCGUUCUCUAUGGUGAGAUGGGCAGUGGUAAAACCAUUACUAUAACCUUCAUUAUAGAACAUGUCACUCAGCUGCAAAGACGUAUUCCUAGCGCCCUGAUUUUCUAUCAUUACUGCCGAAACGACGAAACUGGCAUGUCGGUAUAUGUGUACUCCAGCCUCAUUCAGCAAUUGAUGGAAAAGAAGAAGCACAUCAAAGCUCAUUUCUGCCGCUGGAUCGAGAAGAAAAAAUCCGAGGGAAACUAUUCUCCCACUCAUGACCCAAAAUUGCUCAGCGACUUCUUUUUUGACUCGAUCAAGAGCCUGCAACGGCCAGUAUUCAUAUUUUUGGAUGGUCUAGACGAAUGCGACAUCGAUUCUUGCAAGGAGCUUGUGACUAGUCUCGGGAGCCAGUCACUGAAGAUCGAUGGACUGAAAUGCUGCAUGUCUGUGCGGUAUCACCAACAUAUCCAGACUGCCCUCGAGAGGUUUCCUGGAAUCAAGAUGCCAAAGGAUGAUGCUGAACGUGACAAAAUCAUUGUCUCGCACUUGGUGGAGCAACAGCUGUCGUACCUGAAGGGUGAAGCUCGAACGCUCGUGAUUGACUUGCUUUCGAAGCUGGCCAAAGGAAGCGCCAUAUGGGUAGAAACGGCGGUGAACCUGCUUAAAUUGCGCGAAACCAGGGCGAUUGCCAAACUUCGGGCCUUCCUGGUCGACGAGCUGCCAGGAUCCAAAUUGUCGGACCUGUACGCCAAGCUGUUUUUCCAAGUGUCCAAGAAUGAGAACGACAGAGCCCGAUUCCUCUCGGAUGCUCUUGAACUCUUAGCCACCGCCGAGCGGCCACUGAGUAUGCCGGAGCUUGCCUGGGCCGUGGCACUCCGAGGCUCCGAAACAAGUCUCAAAACAGUCCGAGAUUUACAGGACUACGUCGAAGAGGACCGACUACGAGGCGGCUUCUUGAGCCCCUUCAUAUCCAGUUUUGAUUCCGAGGCAGCCAACAGCCGUCAAGUGCGAUUGGCACACCAAUCUAUCAGGGAGCUUGUUUUCCGAUCUCCUCCUCGCGAAUGGGCACAGCUCCGUGACUUGACGCCGUGGUCAGAUGCAGUUCCUCUUGAGCGCCGGUCGCAGCUACACGGCAAGCUCGCGCAUGAAUGUGUAGAGUACCUCUUUCUGGCCGAAAUUGGGGAUCGAGAUUUAUUUUCAAGGGAACAGGAGGAAAUGGCCACCGUUCUUUUUACGUUGCCACGAGUAGGUGCCCUUGACGACGACUCGAGUGAUGGCAACAGCAGUGCUGAUAGCGGAAUGUCUACGCCGCUGUCAGAGACAGACGUGCACCAUUUCGACCCGGUUGAGCGUGGCUUCGGAGAGUUCUUCACGUACGCUUCGUGCUACUGGCUGCAUCACUCGAAAAAAACCAAUCGUAAGAAUGGACCGGGCCUCUCGGAUGUCAUCAGCCUCCUAGGCUCGGGAACAAUCAGAUCAAAAAAUUGGCGCGAACAGUUUCAGCACCCUGAUUGCAGACGCAAACGCUAUGACUUGCUCAUGGACGCAGACGAUGACCCUCUUACGAUGGUGUCGCUCUACGGAUCCGCAUAUCUCUUCGAGGAGCUUCUGCAAGAAGUGAAAGCAGGAAGGCUGUCCGUUACGGAAGAACAGCGAACCCGUGUCGUCGACACGCUUCUUAGACAGGAUGACACGAGUAGACUCCUUGGACUGAUCAACUUCGACGUGGAGAAAGAAGUUGACGAAGCUCGGAGACUCUCUGUUCGAGUAAUUCGGGGUUGGCAUCCGUCGUACCAGUAUCAGUCUACUGCAGAGAAGAAGAGCAGCCUCGAUGCAAUUUUUGACCACAUAGUUCGCGGCUUAGAUUUUGUCGUGGAUGAAGAAUGGCCUAAUGAGUUACUCUGCAUAGCUGCUAGCCGCGGAUGCCUCCCAGUUCUCGAGAGGCUCUUUCGAGCUGCCUCGUGCAAUCCAGCUCUCCAGCAGAACAUUCUCCAAACACGCCACCGCGGUGAUGGGAGGUUGCACAGUGCUGAACCUCACCAGUCCGUUGGUGAAGCCGCGCAGAGUGGUCAUGGGGCUGCCGUCGCCUUUUUACUCGAGCAAGAAGGCAUCGAGGCGCAUUUGCGAUACAAGAACCUCACCGGCAGGAACGUGCUCCACAAAGCUGCCGCACACUGUGACGUAGAGACGUUCAAGAUGCUGCUGUCACGCUACCCAGAGGGGAUUCAUGAAACGUACGACGACAUGGGAUCUACGCCGCUCCAAGAGGCCAUCGGCAGUAACAGACCGGAGGAAAUCGAGGUUGGAAUCGCCAAGGCCCUUUUGGAGGCCGGAGCCGACGUCAGGUGCGGUCUUGACCAACAGCCCAGUGACUGGCACGACCCGAUCCGCAUGGCAGCGCGUUGGGGCAAGCUGGGCUUGAUCAAGGUUUUAGUGCAGGUCGGCGGUGCGGACCCAAUGAGCGUCUUCAAGCCAAGCCGGGACCAAGACGGGAAGCUGGAAUUCAUAGACCCAUUCGAGAAUGAGCGACAGAUGAAGGUGAGGGAAACGCUCCUGUCCCUCCACAGGGAGCAGGGGAAGUAA